Lytechinus variegatus (green sea urchin) is the source of this 7510-nucleotide messenger RNA. Its product is annotated as zinc finger CCCH domain-containing protein 13-like. Gene Ontology annotation, molecular function: protein binding; nucleic acid binding. The record is from RefSeq and is a predicted model, not a curated record. The coding region runs from base 47 to 6685 and encodes 2212 amino acids. NCBI's taxonomy places the organism in Eukaryota, Metazoa, Echinodermata, Echinoidea, Temnopleuroida, Toxopneustidae. The transcript is spliced from 9 exons.
AGCAGGGUCCUUUACGAUAUGCACAGGCCACGAAAAAUGUCGCUAGAUGCGAUGUUGUAAAAAGUUGGAUUUUUCACCUGAAGUUGUCUCUCAGAAAAUGCAACGAAGUUUGUUCCAGCAAGCCGUGCGUAUGCACGGUCAGAAUCUUUCGGUCCUCACAGAAAAGCAUCUUCAAGAAGAUUUCAUUUUCAUGCAAGGAGAAAAUGAAGAUGAACAGCUUGCUGAUCAGAAAGCAGGGGAGGACAACCAUCGGGAAUCGGCUUUGAAUCACCCCGACACUACCGCGGGGGCUCCCCACCAAGACAGCGUACGUUUGACGGGGACCAUGCGAGAUCUUGUUCAUGUGCAAUCGCGUUCAACAACAGCUGAAUCAAGUGCCGAAGAGUCUUCAAAAUCAGACACUUCACCGGAAAUUCUACCACUUGGUGUGCCGCGGGAGCUCCAUGAGCCAUUUGAUGACCUGUCCACGAAGACCAAAUUGUUUAAAGAUGAUGGAUUUGUAUCCCAGCUCCAUAAUUUCAUAUCGAAGAAAGCCCACCUUCUAUUCAAGGCAUCUCAAGGAGCCAAAGAGUCUGCCACAUUACCAAGCCUCCAGGACACCGUUGACCUAGACUACUAUGCUACUUUACCCCCAAUGGAGCAGUUCAUGGUCAUUCCUCCGGACCAGUCUAGGAAAAGACUCUUUGAGAUCCUUGCCGUUGGCGAUAUCAUUGCAGGAUCGAUCGUGGCCAUCAAAGAUUUCGGCAUGUUUGUGCAAGUGGUGUGCUUGUGUGGAAAAGAUGCCAGGUAUCUUCAAGAGUGUGACAUUGUUGGACUGCUUCCGAAGGGAGAGCUUGGUGAUAGGUACUCCCAGAAGUCUCAGCUUGAUGAUUUCCGUGCUGGUGAUGUGGUCCGGUGUAGAGUGGUGAAGACGGAUGCAGUCAACGAGAAGGUCAUCUUGACGAUGAUCAACCAGGGUGAACAGAAUGAUGAAAACCUUCUUGGUAUCAUCAACGAAGGUGAGCUUCCUGUGCAUUACCGUCGCUCUCAAACCCAGCGAGAGACACAGGAGUCCUAUGACGAGAUGUUGGACAAUACUCUAGGCUUUGACAACCCUUAUAAUGUAUCCUGCCUGGCUAACAUGCUUGAUAUAGACGAUACAGCCCCACCUUCCCUGAUGCCUGGAUUGCAGAGUGCUAAUUUCCCGACAGAGGAGUAUGCAGAAUCAUUGAGGAAAUGGCAAUCACACAAAUGGGCCAUGGAAAGUGUUGCUCGAGGUGUGGAGCAUUUCAAAGCAAGCCGUUAUCUUGAAGCCAUGCAGCAGCUUAACAGAGCCCUGGAGAUUGAUGCAGAGAAUGUAGAAGGCCUUGUUGCACGGGGGGCAUUGUUUGCAAACCAGAACAACUUGUCCAAGGCCAUCAAAGAUUUUGCUGAAGCUUUGAGAAUCAAACCGUCUCAUAAGAAUGCCAAUAGAUACAUGUGUCAGACUCUGUAUGAGAAAGGAAAACAAUGUGAAGAUAACGAUGAGAAAGACAAAGCCAAGGAUUGUUAUCAGAGCGCUGUGGACCUCAACCCGGAUUUCAAGGACGCCCUCGUGUGUUUACAAAGACUUGAGAAAACUUCUAGACGGAAGAGUGUCAAGGAUAACAGCGAGGAAGAAGGGCUUGUUACAUCAUCCGAAGAGUCUCCCCAGGAACAGAUAUCUGCCAAACAACUGCGAGAAAUGAUCACUGAAGAAAAAUCCUCCACCAAGAAGAAGAAAAAGAAAGAUAAACAAUCCCGGGGUCAUGAGGACGGGAAAGGGGAUACUAAAGUCAAGAAAGAGUUGAAGAUGGCAAAAAAGAAGAAGAAAAAGAAAAAGUUGAGGAGGAGAAGCAGCUCCUCGCCAGAGAUUUCUAAGUUGAAGCAGAAAGAACCAUCUAGUGAUUCAGAGAGUGAAUCGUCAGAACCACCAAGCCCUGUGCCGAAGCACAAGAGAGGCUCGAAAGAACUGAAAGAAGUGCAGUCUCCAGAAAGAGGCAGGCUCACAGGGAAGAAGAGAUCAAGAAAUGGAAGCCUCUCACCAAAGCGAAAGAGCCGUAGCAAAACUAGGAAAGCUGACCUGAUCCGAAAGAAAUCCAAACAUGCUUCAGAGACAUCCUCGAGCAAUGAUGAUGAUAAAUUGAAGGAGGUAGAAGUAACAGAUAAAAGAAACCAUCGUAAGUCUAUGGAGAGGAAUAGCAGUGUAAAAGCUAAGCAUAAAGUUGAUUUGAAUCGGAGCAGAAAGGAUAGUGACUCUUCUGUGGCUUCAUCAUCUGAUGAGGAGCCUCUGAAGAAGAGAGAAGGCAAAAAGGAAAGGAAAGACCAAAAAGUGAAAGAAUCAUCUCAUAAGAAAAGGAAGAUGAAGACCAAGAAGGAUAAAAUAAAAAGAAGCAGAUCGUCAUCAUCUGUCUCUGAAGAAAGUGCAGAUUCUCCGUCUUAUUCUCCCAUGAGGAAAAAAUCCAAACCAGCAAAGAAGGCUAAGAAAAUGCAUAAAAGGUCCAAGAAGAGGUCAGAUAGUGUUACAUCUGGAAGUGAUUCCGGCUCAGAAUCUGAGCGAAAGCCUUCCCCUCCCAGGAAAGCCCACAAGAAGAAAAAGAAGAACAAGAAGAAGAAAGCAAAGAAGAAGGAGCGUGCAUCAUCAGUUUCGUCUCGGUCGGUUCUCAGUUCUGAAUCCCCAGAACGACCCAAGUCAACUGAGGAACAUUCUAAGAAGAGGAAGUUCAAGAAAAAUACAAAAGGAGAUGAUCAUUAUUCAGACAGAUCCAGUUUGGAAAGUUCAUCUUCCUCAGAGCAGCAAAAGGUAACCAACAUGAAGAAAGAUUCCAAAGCCAGAAUUGAUGGAGACUCGCCAAUAAGGUCAGAAAGACGAUCGCGGUCUACUUCUUUGGUUAAAAAAGCUUCCAAAGGCAGCUCAGACGAAGGAGAGGAGAUCAAGAUUGGUAAGAAACGGUCCAGAUCAAGCGAAUAUAGUAUUCCACAAGUGAAAGAUCACCCUAAAAGGCAGUCAUCCAGAGAAGCAGGCCAUUCUCCAACAGAUGAGAGACGUCAAAGAAUGACUUCUGAUGAAGAAUCAGAGGAGCACUACAUGAAGAAAGCUGGGCAUAAAGGACAAAAGAGAUUAUCAUCACCAGAAAAAGAGGAAAGCAAAUCUGAUAUGAAAGUCAAGACAGAGAGUAAGCAAAAAAUUGAGAGAAAAGAAGAGGUAGACAAAAGUUCAAGGAGAAGUAAAAGACACUCUAAGGCAGAAUCUCCUUCCAGUAACAGGAAGCACAGAAGUGCAUCAAGGGAAAGAAAUAAGUCAGAUGACAGAGACAAAAAGAAAUCAAGAAAAUCAUCCUCUCCUGCUGGUAUGUCGCCAGAAAGGAAAGAACCUUCCGAGGAUUAUAAACAAGGCAAAUUAGAUAAACAUUCUGAGUUUGGUGGUGAUGGAUCAUCAAGGGAGAAGAAUAAAUUUGACAAGAAAGACAAAAAGAGACAGCAGAAGUCAUAUUCUUCUGCCUCUGAAUCCCCUCCGAGGAAAGGCAAAGUUGAGGAGCACAAAGAAGAGAAGUCUGGUAAGCAUUCAAGGACUAGAGAGGACAGUCAUGAAAGGUUGAAGUUAACCAGGAGAUCAAGAUCUCUCUCUCCAAAAGGAAAAAGGGAAGAGGAAAAGAAGGAGCGUACUCCUAUUAGAGAAAGAAAACGAAAAAGAAGUGGCUCUUUCAAAGAUGACACAAAUUCACUUGAGAUGGAUAGCCGUGAUCGAAAAUCAAGAGAUAUUGAAAAAGAAGAUAAAGUUAGACAUAGAAAGGAAUCGGGUGAAACUCGCAGUAGACUUGAAUCUCCUGAGGGAAGCAGGUAUCGCCCCAAAUCAGCUGAUAGUGGGAAAAAUGCCAGAAAAGAGUCUCCUAAAGAGAAUAAGAAGAGUCAAAGCAAACGUUCUCCAUCCCCCUUUGGAAGGAAUGAAGAUAGAAGUAGAUCAAGAGAAGAUGUGAAUCAAAAAAGAUAUUCAAGAAGUGGCAGAAGUACUUCCGUUGAUUUUCAUGACAGAAAACAGAGGUCAAAAUCUGGGUCUUAUGAGAGAGAGAAAGACAAGGAACAUAACAGAUCAGAAGACAAGGACAGAGGAAGAAAUAGAAGAGAAAGCAGAGAAAAAGAAGAUAGCAGAAGAAGAAGUGGAUCUUUUGAUAGAGAGGGGCCUACUAAAGAACGAAAAUUGAGUGAUGGCGAUCACCACAAAAACUCUGAUGAAACAAAUAACAAAGAUCGCCCAAGGUCAAGAGAAGAUGAAAAGAGGAAAGAAAGCAGAGAUGCUGAGAGAAGAACAAGUCAUGAUGUCAUACGAGAUGAUAGGGAUAGAGGAAGGGAUAGAAGAAAGGAAAGCCAAUACCAUGAUCUUGACAGGUCUAGUCGUAGGGAAUCCAGAGACAGGGAAGGAAGAGAUUCAGGGAAGAAUGCAGACAGUUUUGGAGAAAACGGCAGGAAAUCAAGGGAAAGGUCCAGAGAAAGAAAAGAUUCACGGAAGAAUGCAGACAGUUCUCAAGAAAUCCGCAGGAAAUCAAGAGAAAGAGAAGGGGAAAGGUCUCGGGAACGGUCCAGGGAAAAAGAUAGAAGAGAUUCAGCAAAAAAUGUUGACAAUUCUAGGGAAAGAAAGGAAAGAUCUAGUGAGAGAGAGAAGGAGAUUUCUGGGAGCAGAUUUGAAUCAAAUAGACGAGAACAGAAGAUUCACUCUGACUCUUCCAAAGACAUUGGAAAAGCAGGGACCAAAGCAAAGGAAGGUGAGCAUCAUCAGAUGCCCUCUUUGAAUAUUGAAGAUAUUCCAAUGCCUCCUGAAAAACCGACACCGGUUGUUGAAGACAAGAAAGAACCAUCUCCUAUUCUCUAUGUGACAUCCAGCUCUUGCAAGGAUGAGAUCAUCAAGGUGAAAAGCAAGUGGGACACUGACAGUGAAGAUGACGAAAGUGGUGCCUCUGGACCCUCUCAGAAUCGUAGAGGUGGUGGAGGCAGGGGUGCUGCAGGUGGUCCAAAGUCUUUUGGACCCUCAUCCCAAUACAGGGGUAGCAAUGUUGGUGGGAAUACUGGUGGUGGAAAAAACUAUGGAGGUUAUCGCAGACAUGCUGAUGAUAGCGUUUUUGAGAACACAUCCUACAAUAUAGGCAUUUCAGAAACUUGUCAGUGCUGUCAACAUCUCUCUGUAGAUUUAGAACAGGCUGUGCACCAUGAGCCGUUGAGAUUGAGGGGUGGAUGCGUUGCCAGUCCACCACCCAAAUAUGAAUCCGAUCACAGCGAUUCUGAUGUGUCUUUUAGUUCGUCAAGUAAUGUUGACUCUGAAGAACCCAAGCAAGACAGUUCGUAUGAGGAUCAUUCGUCGGUUGGAAGAAGGUACAAAUCCUCAUCAAGCGAUAGAAGUUCUGGUGAGAGGAGUAAAAAGCGGUUUAAGCUAUCAAGAAGGAGAGAAAGUCAAAGUUCCUCAAGGAGCUCAAGCACAAGCUCUUCAGGAAGCUGGAGCAGUAGAUCAUCAAGCAGGAGUGACAUUUCUCUUUCACCAAGCGACAAAUCUCGCUCUCCAUCUUCUGAAAGGUCAAGUAGCAGUUACAGGAGCUAUGGCUCUAAUAGCAAAUCAUCAAAGGAACAGAUAGAAACCAGAAGACAGGAUGAUCAAGGGUCCAACACUGAGAGUUCAGAUUCAGAGUGUGCGGAUGAAUACAAUCUUUUUGAUAGUUGGGAGGACUACAUGGACACUAAGGGCCAUAACCUUGGUAAAGAAUUGCAUUCCAGUAUUAGAGAACAGCGCACUGUAAAGCUAGAAACUGGUGGUAGUACAGUAGGAAAGUUUAAUAGAAAUAGUCCUGUACACACAGACUCUGAAGAAGAACAAGAAAGCCCUAGCAAAACUGUCCAGACUGAGAGUCCAGAUGACGACAAUGCUAAAUGUGAUGAGGAUAUUACUGAUAAUACUAAAUGUGAGAAUGAACAAAAGACUUGUGGUGAUUUAGGAGAAAAUAAAGAGAGUGGAACCUUGGAGAAAGCACAAGGUAUGAAAAAUCAGGCACCAAUACUUAAUAAAGAAGUCCAACUUGAUAGACAUUCUAGAAAAAGAGAUAGAGAUCACUUCGCAAGUAGUUCGAAGCAAGAAGCAAACAAAAUCAGCCAUUAUCAGGGAUCAAGCACGAGUAGUAGAUAUGGCCAAUAUGGGUUUGGAGCAGAUAAUGUUAGGCAGGAAAAUUACAGUCACAAUGAAAACUUGGAUGAAAGUUAUCCUGUAGAAUAUGGAAAUCAACUGAAAGUAAGACUCAGCCACGGUUCUGACCGUCAUGAUCAUGUAAAUACUGAGAGACGUCAUGGUGGUCAGUGGUCUCAUGAUCAUAGAAGUGGCCAUUACAAAGAUGAAAGGCAGCACAGAGGUGACGGCAAUUACAGAGAAAAUCACCAUCACUCAAGACACACCUACCCUCAACGAGAGGAGAGGCAAGAUUACCGCAGACACUCUCAAAGGGGUUAUGGGAAUCACAGACGAAGAGAGCACGGUUUUCGAAGGAGAAGGGAUGAUGACGAUUGGGGGCGGGGUGUGAAGGAAGUCCAAGAACGGGGCACUUUCUUGGGGUUGGUGACGAAAUCCAAAGAAGGAUUAGUCUCACAGUUGUACAGUGUGUGUUCUUCAGCUCUUGAAUUAGUGCGAUCUGAUCACCGUCAGUGGUGGCUCUGACAUUCAUUCAUUUUGGAAUAGGUACACUAUGUAACUUCUUCAGGUUCUUUUGUUUCAUCUACUUCUCCAUAUAUUUGUUUUCAACUGAAUUGAGUUUACAUUGCAGAUACAUGUAUGUUUCUCAUUAGUGGUUUUAAUUUUCCACUCAUUUCCAAUAUCCAUUUUCUUCAGAAAUUAUUUCAAUAUCAAAUCUGAAAAAUAACUCAUCUGUAUUUUUUAUUGUAAUAGUAAUUUUACGGUAUUUAAUUUCAUUUUUUGAUUUUCACAUUUUACUGAAUAUUUUACCGGCAAUGAUUUACUUCCUGUGUUCCUUAUGCUUUGUGUGAGCACAGGUUAAUGUCUAUUAUUUGGCGAUCAUUUAUGUGGGCUUCAUCAUUUGUGACUAAUUGCUUCUUAGCAAUGGCCAAUCCCAGUCCUUGUUGUUUAUUAAUAAUUCUUACCAUGAACCAAUCAGAAUCACUGUUUCAUAAUUUUCUAAUUCAUUACAAACCUUGGUGAGUUAGUAGGCUGUUUGGAUUGAAGCAAUUAAUUAAUAAUUUGGUCCCUGUAAUCAUUGGGUUGUGGGUGGAGACAUUAUUUGCCCAAAUUUACAAAGUUGCUUUCAAAUAUAUGAUCUGACACCAUGGUAUAUGUUGCUUUGAUAAUUCAGUGCAUACAUAUUUCAAGAACCCGUUCAGUAAUGAAUGACGGAUUUUCUUGGUUACUUUUGGGUCGACAUUGCUGCAUGCACUGCUUAUGUAAACUUAUUUUGUAUGAUAAUAAUAUUAGCCAUUUUUUUAUAAGUGCUUUUUCCCAGAAUGGCUCAAAGCGUGUUACAGCAUAUUA